Molecule: messenger RNA, 2085 nt
Organism: Durusdinium trenchii
Lineage: Eukaryota; Dinophyceae; Suessiales; Symbiodiniaceae
Source: the annotation of a GenBank genome assembly
AUGCGCACGGUGGUGGCCUUCGGUGGCGAACACAAGGAGUUGCAACGCUUCAGCCAGGCGCUCGUGCAGGCGCGCCGCGGCGGAGUUCGCAACGGCUUCAAGAUCGGCGCUGGCAUGGGCUACACCAUGCCGCCUGGUGGAGUCAGAGGAUGUCGGAGGCCGUCAGUGACAGGGAAGUCCUCCACCAUCGUGCCGACGCCGGAUCCCUCGACCCGCACUAGUGAUUCGACGAUGUCGCCGCCCAUCGAGUUGCACGUGCCACUCCUGGGCCGCACCUUGUUGGCUUCGUCCAUGGGUGCUGGCUUUCUCUUCAUCGGCCUAGUUGCCUGGAGCUAUUCAGAGCUCUAUUUGUCCGAGUCGCCUCACCUGGCGUCGUUAGCGAGAUGGUUUGGUUGGAUCAAUGUGUAUUUCAUUCCAGUCUACCUCAUAGCUCUGUGUACUCAGCGCGGCUACAGCAUUUGGGGCGUGGCGCCACGCUGGUUCAUGAUCACACCCUGGUCGCUCCACAACUUGGCGAAAGACAGAGGAUGGACGGUUCCUUCCCGUGCAGUUCUGGCCGCAAGUGUGCUGUUCUUCGUCAACUUCCUCGCGUAUGGAGUGCUCUUCUUCCUUGACCUUGGUGAGUAUCAACUAGGUUUGAUCCUGAUCCACGGUUUGGGCCACCUCAUCAGCAUGAUCCUCUCAGAGACCUUGGCCGUGGUGCUCCUCCCAUCGCCCAGCUCUCCGCGCUACGCGCGCCUCAUGGGGCCCAGCACGCUGGGCGCCGCGAUGUUCGGCUUCUUCGGAAUUUUGGUGGGCUAUACCUUGGCCAAACGCCAGGUCGGAAAGUGGACUGGGCUCUUCUUGCCCGGCUUGCUGAGUAGCUACGAGCUCCUUUGCGUGGCCGUCUUGGUCCGGAGCUUUACUUCGGAGUAUGUGGAGAAGAAGGAGGUCCGUGAUGCCUAUAGCCAGGCAAAUCAAGGCCUUUUCGUCUCGAUGCACAUCGCCACGCUGCACGCCAUGGCCGAAGGCGCACGGAUGAUCCUGAUCCUCUCACCGCUCUGUGGCACCGCCCCAGCCACCGAAGAGUUUUUGAUUCCGAUCUGCUCUGGAUUCGUGUGGAACGUGCUGGUGCGUGCGGGGUUCUUGGAGCGGGUGAUGUUCGUGAUCAGCUGCGGAUGGAGAACUUGCACCAGGUGCAGUCUCCUCUUGCAAGAGGUGAAGCAUUGCACCAGCUUCCCACGCUACUUCGUCAUUCUGGCCAUUGCCUUGGCCCGGCUGAUGGGCACUGGAAACGCCCUGCCUGGGGGCCAGGAGACCUUGGGAUAUGCCAUCCUCGCUCUUUUCAUCGCAGAUGUGCUGGAGAAUCUUUGCAGUUCGUUGCUGCAGUAUAUGGGAUAUCAGGUCUUCCCCGAGCAACGCCACUGCGGCCUCGCCGAGCUGCGCGCGCGGGCGGCGCGGCGCCUGGAGCGGCGCAGCGGCGCCGCCGGCUUCGACGACCUGGCCGCGGUGACGACGAAAGGAUUUCGAGAAGAGUGUUGGAAGCUGCGAGCUCGCUUUGAAUUUCUCUACGGCCCGGCACUCUGGAGUCGAAUGCCAUUCUGGGCCCACUUGGUGCCAACCUUCUUCGCGCAGUUCCACACGCUUCUUUACAUCAUUUGCCUGUCGAACGGCUUGAGCUUUGUUUUGGGCCUUUGCCAUGACAACUACCAGGGUGUUAGCCGUGGCUUGCUCUGGUGGCCGAUUGAGUCCCCCUCCGAGCUUUGUGUUGGUGAGUGAGGAGAUCCGACCCAACACGGCCCAGUGAGACAUCCGCGGCCCCUGGCGUCGAGCCGGGCACGGUCCACGAACGUGUGCCGUGUGCGUCGGUGAAGCUCAGGGGUUGCAGAGAGGAAUUUGGAGCUCACCGACCUGGGCCCUUUAAGAUAUUGAACACUCGCUGGCUGGUCGUCUCCGAACAGUUCGACCGAAACGGGGAAAAACGGCUUCGUCGACCGGGCGGCUGAGAGCCAGAGCACCUCUCCGACCAUCCCCGACACCCUUGCCUCCGUCGGUCCGGCAGAUCCGACGAGAGAAGUGACGAGAAGAAGUGGCAGACGAAGAGUG